Molecule: messenger RNA, 5403 nt
Organism: Drosophila eugracilis
Lineage: Eukaryota; Metazoa; Arthropoda; Insecta; Diptera; Drosophilidae
Gene: gw
Product: protein Gawky
Exons: 10
Coding region: 379-4551 (1390 amino acids)
Biological process (GO): positive regulation of nuclear-transcribed mRNA poly(A) tail shortening; miRNA-mediated gene silencing by inhibition of translation
Cellular component (GO): P-body; nucleoplasm
Molecular function (GO): protein binding; RNA binding
Source: RefSeq, a predicted model, not a curated record
AAAUCGUCAAAGUGGCUUGGCAUGCAUACAUACGAAAAUAUACAUGCAUACAUAUGUACUUAUAUAGAGAAAACCAAGUUGUCGUUCGGCAGAAUCAAAAAUAGUAGUCAAUAUUUCUCCUAGAUAUAUAAGCGUGAACGCAAGUUAUUAAACUUAAUUAUAUCGUAAACACUGCAAAUUAAAAGAUAAAAUUCCCCUAUAGUUGAAAUCACGGAGAGCACAAGGAUUAAGAAUAAUUGAUUCCGUAUUAAACAAAUUAAUCAGAUUAUAAAAAUUGCGACAAGUGCUUACGAUAAUGACGUUAAAAUUGAAGUUCAUAGUCGAAUAGUUGGGAGUGCAUCUUUUAGCGCUGACGAUCAGUUAGAACACUUCAGCAUUAUGCGCGAAGCACUUUUUUCCCAAGACGGCUGGGGCUGUCAGCAUGUCAACCAGGACACCAAUUGGGAAGUCCCCAGUUCACCAGAACCCACUAAUAAAGAUGCAGCUGGACCACCAAUGUGGAAGCCAAGCAUUAACAAUGGCACUGAUCUGUGGGAGUCUAAUUUAAGAAACGGUGGUCAACCUACCGCUCAGCAAGUUCAAAAGCCAUCGUGGGGUCAUACCCCUUCUUCCAACCUUGGUGGAACGUGGGGAGAGGAUGAUGAUGGGACCGACAGUAGUAGUGUUUGGACAGGAGGAUCAGUCAGUAACGCGGGCUCUGGAGCAGCAGUGGUAGUGAACCAAGGCGGAGUCAAUGUUGGUCCAGGUGGUGUUUCAACUUCUGGACCUCAGUGGGGACAAGGUGUCGUUGGCGUCGGACUGGGAUCAACUGGUAAUGGUUCAAGCAAUUUAACUGGAACAGCUGGAGUAGUCUCGGGAGCCAGCGGAAACUCCAGCUCUACUGGCAACGGAUGGGGAGAUCCCCGUGAAAUUCGCCCGUUGGCAGGAGGAAAUUCUAUGGAUAUUCGGAAUGUUGAUCAUCGCGGCGUUAACAAUUCUGUGGCAAACUCUAGUGAUCCCCGCGAUAUCAGGAUGAUCGAUCCGCGUGAUCCUAUACGAGGAGAUCCUCGUGGGAUCUCAGGCCGUCUUAAUGGGACAUCAGAAAUGUGGGGCCAUCAUCCGCAAAUGUCCCACAACCAGAUGCAAAACAUCAACAAAAUGGUUGGUCAAACUGUAGCAACUGUAAGUACGAAUGUUGGAGGAACUUCAGGCACGGGCAUCGGUCCUGGAGUUCCUGGUUCUGGUUCUGUAUCUGGGAAUAUCCCAACACAGUGGGGGCCGGCUCAAGCAGUAGCCGCUGGUGUUAGUGGCCCAAAAGACAUAUCAAAGCAGAUAAGUGGAUGGGAGGAACCAUCGCCACCGCCUCAGCGCCGUAGCAUUCCGAAUUACGAUGAUGGUACUUCGUUAUGGGGUCAGCAAACCCGAGUUCCCGGUGCAACCGGUCACUGGAAGGACAUGACAGAUUCCAUUGGUCGUGGCGGACAUCCGAUGCGCGGUCAAAAUCAGUCGGGUGGCAUAGGUAUAGCCGGUGUUGGCAAUAGCAAUGUUCCAGUGGGAGCUAAUCCCAACAAUCCUAUGAACAGUGUAGUUGGGCCCCAAGCUCGUAUACCAUCUGUAGGAGGAGUGCAACACAAGCAAGACGGAGGCACCAUGUGGGUUCACUCAAAUAAUGUAAGCGGCAGAAAUAAUGUAGCUGCUGUAAACACUUGGGGGGAUGACACUCACAAUGUCAAUGUCAGCGCCCCGAGCAGUGCAAAUGUAUCUACAAGUAAUUGGGUGGAUGACAAAUCCAACGCGACUUUGGCUCCAAACUCUUGGAGUGACGCAGCGGGAGUUAGUUGGGGAAAUAAGCAAAGUAAAUUACCAUCCACUGGUACCUCAUCUGGUUGGAGCACUGCAGCAGGUGUGGGUGUGGCAGAUGGCGUUGACCUGGGUUCUGAUUGGAAUGCACACGGAGGGAUAAUUGGAAAAUCUCAGCAACAGCAAAAACUACCCGGACUCAGUGUGGGAAUGGUGAAUGUCAUUAAUGCUGAGAUGAUUAAGCAGAGCAAGCAAUACCGUAUCCUUGUCGAAAACGGAUUUAAAAAGGAAGACGUGGAGCGGGCAUUAGUGACUGCCAAUAUGAACAUCGAAGAAGCAGCCGAUAUGCUACGCGCAAGUUCAUCUUUGGCAAUGGAGGGUUGGCGUCGACAUGAGGAAUCCAUUGGCUCUUACUCCGACCAUACAAGUUCAACUAGCAGCAGCGGAUUUGUUGGUCGUUACCCAGUUAGCAGUGGACAACCUUCGAUGGCUUUUACUCAUAACAAUCUUCUGAAUAACAUAGGUGGUACGGCUGUAACUGGAGGUGGUAACAACAACACAAGCAUGUCCACUUUGCAAGUGCAAAAGUAUUUGAAUCAAGGCCAACAUAGCGUUGCUGUAGGACCACAAACCGUUGGUAAUUCUUCCGCCGUUUCCGUUGGAUUUGGUCAGAAUACAUCUAACGCAGCAGUUGCAUCCACUGCCUCCGUAAAUUUAGCAGCUAAUACUAAUCAACCAUCGGGCCAACAAAUUCGCAUGCUUGGACAGCAGAUUCAGUUGGCUAUUCAUAGUGGUUUCAUAUCUAGUCAGAUAUUGACUCAACCACUAACGCAAACUACACUGAAUCUAUUAAACCAACUUCUUAGCAAUAUUAAGCAUCUUCAAGCAGCCCAACAAUCCCUUGCCCGCGGUGGAAAUGCGAACCCAAUGGCAGUGAACGUGGCUAUAUCUAAAUACAAGCAGCAAAUUCAAAAUUUACAGAACCAAAUAAAUGCACAACAGGCUGUAUAUGUGAAACAACCAAGUAUGCAGCAAACUUCGCAGCAACAGCCACAACAACAGCCACAACAGCAGCAACAUCCCUCGUCACACCUAAAUAACUCAGGGAACGACUAUUUAAGAGGUCACGAUGCAAUAAAUAAUUUGCAAAGCAAUUUUUCUGAGCUCAAUAUUAAUAAGCCAAGUGGAUAUCAAGGGGCGUCCAAUCAACAAUCCCGGUUAAAUCAGUGGAAGCUUCCAGUAUUAGACAAGGACAUGAACUCUGAUAAUACGGAAUUUUCCCGUGCUCCAGGUACAACUAAACAAAGUUUAACAAACAACUCAAGCAACAUAAGCUCUUUGGGAUUACAAAAUGAUGGUACUUGGUCAACUGGACGCAAUAUUGGUGACGGAUGGCCAGAUCCUCAACCUGAUAACGAGAAUAAAGACUGGUCAGUUGCUCAGCCAACUUCAGCAGCGACUGCUUAUACGGACAUGGUCCAAGAGUUUGAGCCAGGCAAGCCAUGGAAGGGUUCUCAGAUCAAGAGCAUAGAAGACGAUCCAAGCAUUACACCUGGAAGCGUUGCUAGAUCUCCACUAUCCAUUAAUUCGACGCCGAAAGAUGCUGACAUCUUUGCCAGUACUGGCAAGAAUUCACCGACUGAUUUGCCACUUAGUUUAUCGUCGUCUACAUGGAGCUUUAAUCCUAACCAAAAUUUCCCGAGUUGGUCUGACAAUAGUCAACAAUGUGCUACUACUUCAGAGCUUUGGACAAGCCCUUUAAAUAAAUCAUCGUCACGAGGUCCUCCGCCAGGAUUGACUGCUAAUUCAAAUAAAUCUGGCAACGGAGGGAAUGCUAGUACGCCAACGCCAUCUAAUGUAACCGGCGGUGCUAAUGGAUGGCUUCAAACUCGAAGUGGUAGUGUUCAAACGACAAAUACAACCUGGACUAGUGGGAAUUCCUCGUGGGGGUCAAGUUGGUUGCUGCUUAAAAACCUAACAGCACAGAUUGACGGACCUACAUUACGUACAUUGUGUAUGCAGCAUGGUCCUCUCGUAAGUUUUCACCUAUAUUUGAACCAAGGAAUUGCCUUAUGUAAAUAUACAACUAGAGAGGAGGCGAACAAAGCACAAAUGGCGUUAAAUAAUUGUGUUCUCGCUAACACUACUAUAUUUGCUGAAUCUCCUAGCGAAAAUGAUGUACAGAACAUAAUGCAGCACCUACCACAAAUAGCUUCCUCUGCAAGUUCAAGCGGAACUAGUGCUGGCAACGGCGGAGCCGUCGGAACUCCAUCUAAUAAUGGCGCCAGUAGCUCUGGAGCUAGUUUAUCUGGAAACACUAGUAACGGCAACAGUAACGGAAAUACUAGUGCUAGUGGCGGUGGCAGCGGCAAUAAUGGCAAUAACACUGGCACCAGUAGUGGCGGGGGCAUUUGUAACCAGAACACCACAAGUUUGACAAAUUCGAACCUUCUUGGUUCUAGUGGGGGCACUGCUUCAAACUCUUCUGGCGGAGCAGUUAGCUCUGGUACAGGUUCUGUAGGAGCCGGAACAUCGAGUAGCAAUUCUAUAAACGGUGGCCCAGGAUCUGCAAAUACUACUGUCUCAAAGAGUAGUUCAAACAAUCUAAACAUAACUGGUGGGCAGUCUAGCGCUUCUAACCUAACUAAUAGCACCAACUCAACAUGGCGUCAAACUAGCCAAACCCAAGCUCUUCAGGGUCAAAGCAGGUCAUCAGGCAGAGAAGCUGACUUUGAUUAUAUAUCUCUAGUUUAUUCCAUUGUUGAUGAUUAAAGAGUCAAUGAUCAUUUUCAUUGGUCAUUGGCCAUUGACUACCGCAUUCUGUGACUCAAAGCACACCCAAAAGCUUCAAAUAAUUCGAUACUAAGUACGUAUGAAGAGCAAGACCAUGUUGUGAAGAAUAUUACAGUGGAUUGACUGAUAGACGAAUGGACUUAGAAUUUUGUAUGCCCGUAGAUUUAUUUUUCUUCAUCGUUCAUAGAUCUAAACUUGUAUAUGUAAGUUUAAAUUUAAUCAAUAUAAAACAAAAAACAUCCAACAUAGAUAUACAUAUAAAUUAUGUCAAAAAAUUGAUAUAUUUGUUGGUUUGCUAUAUCAUAAAAGCAUACCGUCCUAUUUAAGUCAAUGUGUUAUGACUAUGACUCCCAUCACUGGUCUUGGGAAAGGGAAGUAUUUUCAAGUGCAUGCAAACACAUAUGGUAAAAUAUACAUCAAUAAAUGUUAUGUAUUGCAACAGAAUACAUAAAUUUAUGAAAAAUUCAAAUUUUCAGUAACGACUGAACGAGUGUCGGUAGCAUUAAGGGAUAAAGUCUAAUAUAAUUAUCUUAUUUGAAGCGUUUAAUGUUCCCGUUUGACAUAGAGAUAACAUAUACUAGAUAAAAUUAUAUGUAUACGUUUUAUGUAAAAAGAUAAUUAUUAGGGCUAAGUCCUUAUUUGCUGCUUGUGCAUAUCGAUAAAACGCCUACUAUUCAUGAGUGUAUUUGUGUUUCCAGUAAGGAAAAUACCUGUGUUAUAUUCAUUAUAGGAAGUUAUAAUCUUAAUACGGUUUUGCUUUCAUUAAAGCAUUCCCACCGAAAAAAUUCGGUUAUACAUUAUAAAAUCACAAUAAAAAUAUCAAUGAAGUUA